Paramacrobiotus metropolitanus is the source of this 1029-nucleotide messenger RNA. RefSeq lists its product as uncharacterized. Bases 199 to 948 code for a protein of 249 amino acids. The record is from RefSeq and is a predicted model, not a curated record. NCBI's taxonomy places the organism in Eukaryota, Metazoa, Tardigrada, Eutardigrada, Parachela, Macrobiotidae. The transcript is spliced from 4 exons.
UGCUGACUUGUGUACACUGUUGUGUAUGUUUGAAAUAAACAACUUGUUUAUGCCUCUAUGGUGAGGUCAAGUAAACCUGAAUAUUUACAACUUAACCAAACAGAAAGCUUUAGCCUUCUGCUCCAUGUUUUACGCACACUGUUGCGUGAUGUUGCUAUAUAACUUUUCAAACUUUACGUUUUGAACGAAGCUCGAGGAAUGGGUCAGAUAAAGCUAUCCAAGACUAAAUUAAGAAGCAUCCUACCAUGGCUGGAGCAGCAGUUUCCAAACAGCUUGCCGGUUUACCACAUCGCAUGCAAUAUUUUGGAGAACCGUUUCUCAUACCCGAAAAUGGAAUUCAUCGUCGAUAAAAUGCAGACACCGUCGGUCUGCGUCUGCAAACCUGUGCGUAGCAAAACGACCCGCGAUUAUAUCCCGGAGUUCAAUGACCACCUGCUGAUAUUUAUACAUUCCAACCAAUCCGAGCAAUGCCGGGUUUUCUGGGCCAUGCAGUGGAAUGUGCCGGAACUUUUUAACUGGGGCAAGGAUAUGACGUUUAUCGACGUGGAUCCGACUGUUGCACAAAUACUGUUGUCAGUGGAAGAUCGUGAUUUUAAACAUAUACCUCCAGCAGAAGGGUGUCCAACAGGAGAACGUGUGUUUAAUUUCAACCUGAGCCGUUGCGAAAUCCAUCGGUAUCCGAUGCGCGAUGACCUGAAACUGGGAAUCCUAACAGCUGAGGACGCCGAACAGAUCGUCCAAGAAUGCCAUUACGCUAACCCAUCAUGGAUAAAGGUCUUCCAGUACAUGCUGUCGCAUGAAUUUCCCAGCGUGACGUUGUACGACGACAAGGAUAAGCCCAUAAGCCCGCGUACUGCAUGUACAUGUUGCACGGCUGCGUCGGGGCUGGGGGUAAAACGUGGCAUUGGCACCUGCCAGUGGCACUGCCAAUGGCAUGGCGAGCGAUAAAACCUGGAGACUCUGGCAACUGGCAAGCAAUAAAACCUGGCAGAUGCCGCAUAAAAUGUGGCAACUAAUAAGUUUUUGGUC